GGAUUUUGAGCUGCACUUGUCUUCUGCUGAGAUGGUACUGGGACUGAGGAGUCGCCUACUGGGGCUGGCAGGACUGCUCCUGUGGCUGUGUGUGCUGCCCUGGGCUGAGGGUGGCAAGGUGCUGGUGAUGCCCAUGGAAGGCAGCCACUGGCUCAGCAUGCGGAAGGUUGUGCAGGAGCUCCAUGCCCGAGGCCACCAGGCUGUGGUCCUUGCUCCAGAAUUGAAUGUGCUCAUCAAGGGAGAAGACACGUUCACGCUGAAAACCUACAGCAUUCCUUACACUCAGGAGGAAUUUCAUGAACUGCUUUUCGGUAACUCUGGAAAUAUGUUUGAAACCACAGAUUUUCUGAAGAAAUUUCUUAACACUUUCACAGCUAUGAGAAAUGCAUCUAUGUUCUUUCACAGGUCUUGUGCAGAACUUUUGUACAACAAACCUCUGAUUAGGCAGUUAAAUGACAGCUCUUUUGAUGUGGUUAUAACUGAUCCUGUCUUCCCCUGCGGGGCACUGCUGGCUAAGUACCUGUCGAUUCCUGCUGUGUUCUUUUUGCGCGCUGUUCCUUGUGAUCUGGACUUCGAGGGCACGCAGUGUCCCAAUCCCUCCUCAUAUAUUCCCAGGCUCAUGACAAUGAACUCAGACCACAUGACCUUCCUGCAAAGGGUCAAGAACAUGCUCUACCCUCUGGGCCUCAAGUCCAUUUGUCACAUGUCUUAUGAUCCUUAUGCAAGCCUUGCAUCAGAGCUUUUUCAGAGAGAUGUGUCCUUGGUGGACAUUCUCAGCCAUGGUUCUGUGUGGCUGUUCCGAGGAGACUUUGUGCUGGACUACCCUAGGCCCAUCAUGCCCAACAUGGUCUUCAUUGGGGGCAUCAACUGUGCCAACAGGAAGCCACUCUCUCAGGUCUGUAUGCUGCCCUUAUGUAAUUAG
Ochotona curzoniae (black-lipped pika) is the source of this 922-nucleotide messenger RNA. RefSeq names its product UDP-glucuronosyltransferase 1-2-like. The transcript has a single exon. Lineage: Eukaryota; Metazoa; Chordata; Mammalia; Lagomorpha; Ochotonidae. The record is from RefSeq and is a predicted model, not a curated record. Gene Ontology annotation, molecular function: UDP-glycosyltransferase activity. Bases 32 to 922 code for a protein of 296 amino acids.